AUGAGCAGGGCACUAACGGAGCACAUCCACAACAGCUUCAGAGAAGAUGCCCCUCGUCCUCCGGUACCGGGCGAGGAGGGAGAGGCGCCAUGCCACAACCCAAGCCGCAAAAUGAGAGCCCAGAACAAGGUUAAAGACAGCCCCGCUCCUGGCUCCACGCCGCGGAGGAACGAGGAUGGGCUGGGGGAGCCAGAGGGAAGCGCGUCCCCAGACUCGCCUUUAGUCCGGUGGACAAAGUCUCUGCAUUUUCUUCUGGGGGACCGAGACGGUGCUCACCUUUUCAGGACCUUUUUGGAGCGGGAGAACUGCGUGGACACUCUGGACUUUUGGUUUGCCUGUAACGGCUUCAGACAAAUGGACUUAAAGGAUACCAAAACCUUACGAGUUGCCAAAGUUAUUUUCAAGCGGUACAUUGAGAACAACAGCAUAGUCGCCAAGCAGCUCAAACCGGCCACCAAGACGUUCAUAAGGGAUAGUAUUAAGAAACAGCAGAUAGACUCCUCCAUGUUUGACCAGGCGCAGACGGAGAUCCAGUCCAACAUGGAGGAGAACUCAUACCAGAUGUUUCUGACCUCUGACAUAUACCUCGAGUACGUGCGCGCUGGCUGUGAGAAUGCUGCGUAUGUCAACCACAGCGGUCUGGGCAGUCUGAAGCUGAUGUGCGGAUAUCUUCCUCCCCUUAUUGAGGAGGAAGAGUGGAGCUGCAGUGACCUGAAGGCAAAAACUCUUGGGACUGUGGUUGGACUGUCUUCAAAAAACCUGAGGGCUACUGCAACGCUCCGGACAGCGGCUGAUGUUCUGCAGAAUAAGUGCAGAUCGAACCGCAGAGGAGACCCGGUCAGCCCUUACUUUGUCAACUCUGGCUACAUCUUUGCCCCCGCCACCAGUGCCAACGACAGCGAGAUCUCCAGCGAUGCCACCACAGAUGACUCCAUGUCCAUGACCGAUAGCAGUGUAGACGGGAUUCCACCGUACAAGCUGGGCACCAGGAAGCAACUCCAGCGAGAGAUCCAUCGCAACCUCAAGAUCAAUGGCCAAGUUUCGCUGCCACACUUUCCUAGGACGCACCGGUUGCCCAAAGAGAUGGCACCAGUGGAACCUUCUGCAUUCGCGGCGCAGCUUAUCUUGAGACUGGAGAAGUUGAAGAGAGAGCAGGACACUAUGAGUUCACUGGAGGAGCGGCUACAGCUGAUCCAAGAGGAGGAGGAGCGAGAGGACACUGGGGAGCUGAGUACCUCUGCCCUGACCCACCCUCUACUGCCCUCUCACAGUCAGGAGGAGGACCCACAGGCUAUCCUGGACGAGCACCUGUCCCGUGUCCUCAAGACCCCCGGCUGUCAGUCCCCUGGCGUAGUACGUUACUCUCCCCGCUCCCUCUCCCCUGAUCGGACCCCUUCCUCUGGGACCGGCUCCUUCUUCAGCGCUUACCCCGCCACACCCAAGCUCCACUCCGCGGGCCGCCAGUCCUCCAAACACAUCCACCACCACUACAUCCACCACCACCACGCGGCGGCCAAGACCAAGGAGCAGAUCGAGGCUGAGGCGGCUCAGCGUGUGCAGUGCCUCUGCCCUCCAGGGGGCGCUAACUACUCCGACUACACCCCUGCGCGCUGCAGCACUUUGUCCAAGCGGCCCCUGAAGGCCACCGAAGACCCCCUGUCCCCACCGCACCUUCCUCUUGACGUCACGGAUCGCUCCCAAAACGUUUGGCAGUGGAUCCUGGAGAGCGAGAGGCAGGGCAAGCACAAGCCACACAGCACUCAAGGCCUGAAGCCGCUGCCCGCCCGGACCCACUCUUCAUGGGGUGGAGGCGGGAUCGGUAGCGGGGCGCACCUCCGCGGGCACCAUCCAGGACACCCUUUCAUCCAGGACCCGGCCAUGCCCCCCCUGCCCCCACCCAACACCCUGGCCCAAUUGGAGGAGGCCUGUCGCAGACUAGAAGAGGUUUCCAAGCCCCCCAAACAACGGCAUUCAACUGGAGCCAACAGCCUUCAGAGAGAAAGAAGUCACCCCGCAGCUUCGCUUUCUUCUGGAAGCAGUUCACUAACCAGCCCUGGACUCCAAGCAGACGAGUCAAAAGAGCUCGUGGUCACCUACUUCUUCUGCGGCGAGGAGAUCCCUUAUCGAAGCAUGUUGAAGACCCACUGCCUCACACUUGGACACUUUAAAGAGCAACUUAGCAAGAAAGGCAACUACCGGUACUACUUCAAAAAGGCGAGCGACGAGUUUGAGUGCGGAGCCGUGUUCGAGGAGGUGUGGGAGGACUGCGCCGUGCUCCCCAUGUACGAAGGCAAAGUCCUGGGCAAAGUGGAGAGAAUGGACUAG
Molecule: messenger RNA, 2325 nt
Organism: Knipowitschia caucasica
Lineage: Eukaryota; Metazoa; Chordata; Actinopteri; Gobiiformes; Gobiidae
Source: the annotation of a GenBank genome assembly